AUGCCUCCUAUCGUUCGAAUUCUAGUAUUGUUGUGUCUCGCUGCCAUUAUUAUGAACACAUUCCAUGGUUUCUUCAAUAGCUCAUAUUCUGCUAAAUCCUAUGAGGCUUAUAAUAACGAGUUUACCCUGGCAGUUUCUCCGGAAACAUAUGAAUCAACUGAAUAUGUGAACAACAACGCUACUUCUAGCAGCAAAAGUACCACCGCAACGUCUAGCACUUAUUUACAGAAUGCUUCAGUUGAAGUAUUUUCAGACAUAGACCUAGAUGUGGUGGCGAAAAAAUAUCCCGUGGUGCGUAAGGGCGGUUUGUACAUCCCGUCCAAUGUUACCACGACGUGGUACAAAGUUGCUAUCAUAGUGCCAUACAGGGAUCGCCAAAAGCAUCUGGCGACAUUCAUAAAGUACAUGCAUUCGUUUCUUAUGAAGCAACAAAUAGAAUAUGGAAUUUUUAUCAUCGAACAAGCAGGAACGCGUCCGUUCAACCGCGGCCAGCUCAUGAACGUGGGGUUUUUGGAGAGCCAGAAGAUGGGUAGCUGGGAGUGCUUCAUCUUCCACGAUGUGGACUUGCUGCCGCUCGACCGGCGGAACCUGUACCAGUGCGACAAGCAGCCUCGACGCUUGGCCGCUGCCGUCGAUACGCUCGGUUUUGAGCUACCGUAUGGUAUAUUUGGCGGUGUGACAGCUAUGACGUUGGAGCAAUUCAAGAAAGUCAACGGCUACUCAAACCGCUACUGGGGCUGGGGCGCCGAAGACGACGAUAUGUUUCACAGGUUACGGAUGAUGGGUUACCGUAUCACACGUUACAAUAUGUCCGUAGCUCGGUAUACUAUGCUCAGCCACUCGAAAGCACUGCCCAACCCUAAAAGAAUGCAUCUGUUGCCAGGAAUGAAAAAUAAAAGCAAGAAAGACGGAUUAUCGUCGCUCGAAUACGUGGUUAUUAAGAGAAACCUUCACCAACUGUACACGCACAUCAUCGCGAACAUCAAGGAGAAAUUGGACAGCAUUGACCUACCAUAUCUCGCAAACCAGCUGUUUGGUGAUAAAUUGUAA
Molecule: messenger RNA, 1050 nt
Organism: Cydia amplana
Lineage: Eukaryota; Metazoa; Arthropoda; Insecta; Lepidoptera; Tortricidae
Product: beta-1,4-N-acetylgalactosaminyltransferase bre-4-like
Exons: 7
Coding region: 1-1050 (349 amino acids)
Biological process (GO): carbohydrate metabolic process; glycosphingolipid biosynthetic process
Cellular component (GO): Golgi apparatus
Molecular function (GO): galactosyltransferase activity; N-acetyl-beta-glucosaminyl-derivative 4-beta-N-acetylgalactosaminyltransferase activity
Source: RefSeq, a predicted model, not a curated record